AUGAUUAGGAGACGAAAUAUUACAGAGAUCACCCACUUCAUCCUGUUGGGGUUCUCCGAUUUUCCCAGAAUCAAAGCAGUGCUCUUUUUUGUGUUCCUGGUGAUCUACGUUAUAACUCUGACUUGGAACCUGAGCCUCAUCAUCUUAAUAAGGAUGGAUUCCCACCUCCACACACCCAUGUACUUCUUCCUCAGCAACCUGUCCUUCCUAGACAUCUGCUAUGUGACCUCCACAGCCCCCAAGAUGCUCUCUGACUUCUUCCAAGAACAGCAUAUUAUCACCCUAGUGGGUUGUGCUGUUCAGUACUUCUUCUUUUCAGCCAUGGGACUGACCGAGACUUGUCUCAUGACUGCCAUGGCUUAUGACCGCUAUGCUGCCAUUUGUAAUCCACUUCUCUCCAUCAUGAAGAUCACUACAGCUAAAGGCAGGUCCAAGGCUUUCAACACCUGUGCUUCUCACCUGACAGUAGUUUCCCUCUUCUAUACCUCAAGUAGCUUUGUCUAUUUGAGUUCCAGCUCUGGCGGUCCUUCCAAUUUCGACAGAUUUGCAUCGGUCUUCUACACAGUGGUGAUUCCCAUGUUGAACCCAUUGAUUUACAGUCUGAGGAACAAGGAAAUCAAAGAUGCCUUGAAGAGGUUGCAGAAGAAGGGAGGGUAUUGCUGA
Molecule: messenger RNA, 663 nt
Organism: Manis javanica (Malayan pangolin)
Lineage: Eukaryota; Metazoa; Chordata; Mammalia; Pholidota; Manidae
Product: olfactory receptor 5AN1-like
Biological process (GO): G protein-coupled receptor signaling pathway
Cellular component (GO): membrane
Molecular function (GO): olfactory receptor activity; G protein-coupled receptor activity
Source: RefSeq, a predicted model, not a curated record